AGUGGAACCUGUGGGUCAAAGGUCCACACGUAGCGGACGUGCCUUUUAAAUGCACCUCUGACCAAAACUAUACGAACAUAUGAUCAAUUCGAGCUAAGUAAGUUUCCAAGAAGUUCAACAUUCCGAGAAUCAUGCAACACAUUAAUUGGACGAUCUUCGGAGAAUUUUAAAGUGAAGCGACCGUCGAGCUAAGUAAGUUUCCAAGAAGUUCAACAUUCCGAGAAUCAUGCAACACAUCAAUUGGACGAUCUUCGGAGAAUUUUAAAGUGAAGCGACCGUUGAGCUAAGUAUGUAUUACAAAAUAUAGUAAUCCAAAUUUUGAGAAAGGGAGAGAAGCUUUCUGGGAAGUGCGAGGCUGCAAAAAUUUAACUACAAUGAGGCAGAAGGGUUAGAGAAGAAAAGGAAUAAUGUAUAAAUUGUAAUCAACAUAACAGGAAAAGACAAUGGACGUACAGGAUAUUUUGAGUUUGACAGUGGUAGCCUUGAAGGAUAAGUUACGAGAAAUUGGACUGAGUGUUCAAGGUAGGAAAUGUGAAUUAAGAGAUAGGUUGCUCUUACAUUUCGGACAUGUGUUAGAGGAUGAAGAUGAAGAUGAAAGCGAAAGUGAAUUACGUUCAGUGACAAUGGUAGAGGCACCAACCUCUCGCCAAGCCAAUAUAGUGUCCAACCCGCAGUUCACACUGAGGGAUGUGGAAGGAAGUAUUUCCUUAUUUAAUGGUACAGAUGAGCUCAGUAUUGAUAAAUGGUUAGAAGAGUUUGAGGAUAACGCGGUAAUUUUAAAUUGGAGUAGUUUACAACAAUUUGUGUUUGCAAGGCAGCUUCUUAGAGGGGCAGCUAAAUUGUUUGUGCGUAGCCAGACAGGAAUCAGAAGUUUUAGUUCUUUAAAAUCAGCAUUAAGAAGUGAGUUCGGUGUGAGGCCAACGUCACUCGAUAUUCAUCGCACAUUACAGAAUCGUCGAAAGAAAAAUAAUGAAAGUUUUCGUGAAUAUUUGUACACUUUGAUAGAAAUUGCCAAGCCAGUGAAUUUAGAUGAAGAGAGUCUAAUUUUGUAUUUUAUUGAAGGAAUCCCGGAUUCGAAGGUAAAUAAAACGGUUUUAUAUCAGGCGCGAACAAUUCAAGAGCUCAAAGAGCAGCUAAGAGUAUACGAGAGGGUACAUGAUUCUCGACAGCCAUCAAGCAGAGAGAAAUCAUGGCACGGUGCAUCAACGCCGGUAGAACCAAGGGUCGAAAGAAAUUGUUUUAAUUGUGGAAGUGAAUUUCAUUUGGCUAACGGUUGUGAUAAGAUAAAGCAGAUAAAGUGUUUCAAGUGUGGACAGAUAGGUCAUCGUCAAUUUGAAUGCGAUCGUAGAGGCGAGGUGAAUAUUAAAACAGAAUCAAAACGCAGCAACGCUUUGACUGUUUGGAGUAAGAGUCACAUUUUUAAACCAAUAAAGAUGGGUGACUUGAUAAUUAGUGCUCUAAUUGAUACGGGUGCUAACGUGUGUUUGAUGAGACAUGAUAUGUAUAAGUGUGCAGGGAUUUCAAAGCUUAGCGACAAUCGUUUGUUCCUGGGAGGGAUUAAAGGCAGUAAAGUAUGUACACUAGGUAGUUUUGAGGCAAAUAUCGAAGCGGAUGGGAUCCAUUUCAUAGUAACUUUCCAUGUUACAGGACUAAAUGAUUUGCCAUGCGAAGUCAUUAUGGGAAACGAUAUUUUGAAUAGCAUAAAUAUUUUUUGUAGCGAAAAGGGCGCUAAAUUCAGCAGGAAAGAGCUGAAAGGUUUAAAUAAUGAAGAUAGUUUAGAGACAAGACAUGUAUGUCAGAGUAAAAACGAAAGCAAUAUCGUAAGCGACAAGGAGUUUAAAGUAACGGAAGUAGAGGACAACGCAAUUGCUAGUAAUUUGGCCUUAACCGAAUUUACUGCACUUUGUGAAGCCUUUGAGGAAAAAUAUACCACUCCAGAUACAGCUUCAAAUCUUGAUUUAGGUAAUUUGAACGUAAAGAUUCAGGCAAUAGAUGAUAUUCCUUUUUACCAAACCCCAACACGUGUUUCAUGCGCUGAUCAGAAGAGAAUAGAUAAUUGGUUGAGUGAAAGGCAAAGCAACUCUGAGUAUGCUUCUCCAGUUGUUUUGGUUCUAAGAAAACAUGGUACGAAAAGGAUUUAUGGUGACUUUAGAAAACUAAAGGAAGACAUAAUACGGAACAAUUUUCCAAUGAUGACAUUUCAAAACUGGCUAAAAAGAACAUCUGUAAGAUACAAAGAGAAAAUAAGCAUAGACGGCAGGUAUGAUGUUUAGAGGGUGAGCGAGAACAAAGGGCCACGAAAUACUGUUUCUGUAGCAGAAUAUAUGAAGGGGUGAAACACUUCAUUCGGGGCGAAUGACGGUGCAGGACGGCCGAUUGUGGGAGUGGAACCUGUGGGUCAAAGGUCCACACGUAGCGGACGUGCCUUUUAAAUGCACCUCCUGACCAAAACUAUACGAACAUAUGAUCAAUUCGAACUACACUCGAACAAUAUUCGAAAUAUACAGUCGAGCAUAGUAGACAAUAGUUGACUAAA
Bactrocera tryoni is the source of this 2536-nucleotide messenger RNA. RefSeq lists its product as uncharacterized. The transcript is spliced from 2 exons. The coding region runs from base 444 to 2273 and encodes 609 amino acids. Gene Ontology annotation, molecular function: nucleic acid binding; zinc ion binding. The record is from RefSeq and is a predicted model, not a curated record. Lineage: Eukaryota; Metazoa; Arthropoda; Insecta; Diptera; Tephritidae.